This is a messenger RNA of Micromonas pusilla CCMP1545, 1420 nucleotides long. RefSeq lists its product as uncharacterized. Lineage: Eukaryota; Viridiplantae; Chlorophyta; Mamiellophyceae; Mamiellales; Mamiellaceae. The record is from RefSeq and is a predicted model, not a curated record. The coding region runs from base 1 to 1380 and encodes 459 amino acids. The transcript has a single exon.
AUGCCGUGUUGCUUCGGAGGCGGGUCCGGCGCCGAUCGCGACGGCGGCCCGUCGUCGUCUGGGACGGACCGCGACGGAGGGAAGAAGGGAAGGAAGCACGGGAGAGGGGCGUACGCCCCGGACGGUCCGGGACGCGAGCGUUCGCUGUCCUUCGGCAGCGACGACGACGAGUACUUCGACGCGGAGGACACGCUCGUGGACAUCCCGCGGUCGUGGAAGCGCACGGAGAGCGGGAAAGCGGCGAACUCGAUCCUCGAAGCGAAAGGGAUCGUCCUCGAGACGCGCCCCGCGCCGGAGGAAGGCGUCGGGCGAUGCGUCAUCCCGCGGCACGACAUCCCGUUCGAGACCCCGGAAGCGGGCAGGGCGCUGUCGUGGAGCGCGAACCCGCUCGGCAUGGGGUUUCGUCUGCGAGGGAGGAACUACAAGAAGGAUGGGAAAAAAUUCUACAGCGAGAAGCCCUUGUUCGAGGUCGUGCAGGUGCUGGUCGCGAAAGCGAACAGCAAAAGACUGGACUUCGGCGACUUAUUCUUCGGCGGCGAGAUCGGCGAGCUCGUGCACGGGUGCCCGACCGUGUACGUCGCGAACUUUUGUCUGCCGGACUACCCCCCGCCGAAUCCAAUCUUCGGGUCGUACGAUAAGAAAAUCGGCCCGGACGGACCGUCGAACCACAUCACGAUAUUCUGUCGCAUGAGCGAGGAGACGCGGGACGAGAUCGAGAAACACGAUGGCGACACGUCCAAGAUGGACCCCGCCGUGGGGUUGAUGGUUCGACACUUUCGCGCGAAGGGGCACGACAAGAACGGCUUGGACGAUCCCCCGCACAAGGAGGAGGUCAGGACGAAGACGAAGAUGGUGGCCAUGGUCGCGCACGGCGCCGCCUCGCUGCCGUGGGCGGUCCGCGUCGCGAUCGGGCAGGGGAACGGGAAGCCGUUCAUGGUGAACAAGACCGGGUACUUCACGCGAAGAGACGGCAAAGGGAUUUUCGAGUGCGGCAUCAACGUGCAUAAUUUCGGUCAAGUCGCGCUCAACGGGCUGCGGACGUGCGGCGAUUACUUCUCUAGGCUCGUCCUCGACGUCGGCGGGACGAUUCAGGGCGACGACCCGUCGGAACUCCCGGAGCGUCUGCUGUUCGCGCUCAGGGUGAUCAAACCGGACCUGAGGCACAUCAAAGUCACGUGCGAUGAGCUCGACAUGGACGCGGCGGAUCACGGCAAGGACGAGGACGCGAGGCCGUGGCUGGACUGGGAAGGGUUGAAGAUGGCGCCCAAGCCGUCGGAGCCGGAGCAGACGUCGAUGUCGCCGUCCGGCGCGGACUUCAAGACCGGGCUCCUGGGGAAGAACGGGAUGUCACACACUCAAAUCGAUUCCGAUAGCGAAUAGACGCGGUCGCUUUUUUCUUGAUUCGUAAUAUUGAUCCGUU